Molecule: messenger RNA, 3218 nt
Organism: Sycon ciliatum
Lineage: Eukaryota; Metazoa; Porifera; Calcarea; Leucosolenida; Sycettidae
Product: solute carrier family 15 member 4-like
Exons: 3
Coding region: 731-2524 (597 amino acids)
Biological process (GO): transmembrane transport
Cellular component (GO): membrane
Molecular function (GO): transmembrane transporter activity
Source: RefSeq, a predicted model, not a curated record
GUAGAUCAAGAUGCUCCGGCAGUCCUGCCUUCAGACUUCAGGGUGGGACCGCGAAUGAAUGGAUGUUUGCUGCUGAAACAUUUUGUUGCCUGCCCUCGGCACUAACUUUGCUACAGGGCACUGUAAGACUUUCCCGAGCAUGUUGAUUUACCGGAGUAGAAAGGUAGAACGUCCAGGGGUGCUGUGCUGAAGCGAGAAAUAAUUCCAUUGGCUUUACGGAGUGUGGAAAUAGUCCUACGGUUCCAAACUGGUACGAACCCCCUUGAGAGAUUCGGGCGGAUGAAUGACGAACUCAGCGCGGUUCGGCAGUGAUUUCCACCAAAGAACCUGUGGCCCUGUGAUACUGUAUUGUGUGCCGUCUUCAGGCAACAACGUUACGUGCUACCCCGUGACUCGACAGUACAAGGUAGGUCUACGCUCCUAGCAACCAGCACUAUGAAAGAACUUUGAAGCAUUCCAUCAUUUCGUCAGGCUCCAUCAGCGAUCUUCGUUCAUCGGACGUGUCCAAACGAACUACACGUCUCGGCUUUGUCUGUUUGUUGAUCAGUGGUUUAGACAAGAGCGGACAGAAACCCGCAGAGACACGAGUCGACGCGCAGGAAUAAAAGGAAGUUGGGAGUUGACUUUAGUGUACUGUGUGUAGUAUUUGGAGAAAUUCGAAGUCACGCGUUAGUCGGAGUCAGAAGUCGGCAUUCAACCGAGACAUUAGGCUCUCCAUCGUCCUGUAACGAUGAGUGUCGAGAUCCGUGAGACACAGCCCUUGACGGGUCGAGCCGGCCGAUUCACAGCGAUAACGAGUAGAUCUACGAACGAAGAGGGGACCAGCAAUCGUAGUCGUGGCGGAGCGUGGCACCCAUCUUACACGAUCUUGGCCGUUGCCCUGCUGGAGCGAAUCGGCAGAGCUGGCAUAAUUAUCAAUCUCGUCCAGUACCUGGAAUACCAUAGCUUUCUUGAAUGGAGCACCGCGGACACCACCAUUGCAGCACUACUGUGCACCAAGCUGUCAUUCAUGGGAGCUGUUUUCUCGGGCUUACUGGCGGACACACUGUUUGGACACUACCGUGUGCUACUGGCCUCGCUGGUACUGCAGUUUGUCGGUUCGCUGCUUCUGCUGGCGGCCACUGUGGAGGAGUUUGAAUCGCAGCGCGAUGACGUGCACCAAGGGUCUUUUGAAGGCCUGGUGACAUCUGGAUUAGUCCUGUUCGGGCUCGGUGUAGCGGGGUGUAGUGGCACCGAGAUUCCGCUAGGCGUCAGCCAGCACGCCCUGCGAGGCGAGACCGAGCAGAAGGCAAAGUCGUUCUUCCCGCGCUACUACUGGUUCCAGAACGUUGGCGCAGUGCUGGGCGUGUCCGUCAUUGGAACCGUCCAAGUGCAGGCCAAGCACAACCUACACGUAUACGGGUAUGUGCUACCGCCAGUGUUCUUCUUUCUCAGCAUUGUGACUUUCCUCGUGCUCAAUCGAGGCAUACUGACGGAGACACCUUCCCGUGCUCAUCCAUUCACCGACACGUGGCGAACAAUGAAGGAAGCUGUUCGAGUCCGAUGGCGCCGGAGAGGAAGAGUGACACUAGGCAGCGUUGCUCACGCCGCCAACCGGCAGUACUGGAAGAACACAAAGGGAUCACUUGCCAACUGGGUACGCUACGCCGAGGAGAGCCAUGGCGGGUGCAUUCUGUACAACACGGUCGCCAGAGUGCACAACUUUCUCUCUGUUAUUGCCAUCCUGGCAGCUAUGGUGUUUUGUGAAGUAACUAUAGCACAGACCUACACAUCCUUUGUCUCCCAAGGAAACGUUAUGUCCCUGCCCAUUCCAAGGGACUCUGAAAGCCGCAGCUCCUUCUACAUCCCUGCUUCGUUCUUCGCCAGCUUCAACAACGUGGGAGUCCUCCUGGGAAUUCCCCUCGUCGUCUUCAUCGUCUACCCGUGCUGGCAGCGCUUCUCCGGUGGCACCCCACCGAGUCACCUGAAGCGCAUCACGGUGGGCAUGGUGAUCGCCAUUCUGGCAAUUGCGGCCGCUGCUGUUCUCGAAGUGGAGAGGAGAAGCGAGGGCAGGUGGAACUCUACAGUAGUGGUAGACCAUGACAAUCCCGGCAACCCCAGUACCAUCUUGACUGUGUCCAGUGUCUCCAUAUCCUACCAGAUACCGCAGUACACCUUGUCGGGAAUCUCCGAAGUCUUCAUUAUUAUCUCAGCUCUGGAGUUUGCGUAUUCGCGGUCACCGACUGGUAUGAAGGGGAUAUCGGUUGGUCUCGUGUAUGGCUUGGCAGGCCUGACAUCCAUUGUCAAUGUCGGCGUGCUGCAGCUGAUUCAGGCGCACGAUAAAACAUUGUUCUACGUGAAUGGCACCCAAGGAAAGGUACAUUUCUAUUUCAUUGCCCUCGGCUGUAUUAUGGUGGUCGGUUUGGCAAUCUUCCAAGUGGCCGCCAGCCGCUUCAAGACAGCACCCAUCUAUGCUUCAACUUCCACCGAAAAAAAGUCCUACAAUGCAACGUAUAGUGCGGCGGUGCGGAGUUUUGCAGCAUAACAAAAAAUAGUCGUAAAAUACCGGUAUUAUACGACUCCCUGGCAUGACAUACUUACUAAUGGGAGUACUGUAAAAGCCAUUCUUCUAACGAGGCGCAUACAUAACGAUUUCCCAAAAUUGACUAGUUAACGUGUACCAAAGGUAACGAUUGUCACUCAUUCUGAACGCUCAAUGGGACAGUAUAUGUAUCGAUUUCUGUAUAACGAUUUCUAUUUUAACGACAGAUUUCUCUUCGUUAACUCGUUAGAGUUAGCACUUUGUUAUAUAUAUAUAAAUAUGUAUAUACAUGUAUAUGGCUUUUACAGUAAUGCAUAACACUGCUUUAGAACACUGCGCAUCACUGAAUCCAUUCGGCCAACAAUAUUUUCAAACUCAAUACUCGCCUACUUCGAAGUAGUUAGUAAAAUAAUAUUUUACUAUGUAACAGUAAUUAUUCUACUACAGUACAUUGUGAUUUCCUUGAAUGUAAAAAUAAGGUUGAGAAGCAUCGCUGUGAGGUAGCGGAGUGACUGCAAAGUUUAUGCCAAGCAAUCAAAUAUCACAAGUAAUUCUUCCCAUUUUUUUCUUCGAUAUUAUUCUGCUUCUUUUUCUGCCCUAUACAAUUAUACAUAGCGUCACUCUGCUUUGAAUGCACUACAUGAAUACUCUUAAAGCAGUCUAACUACAAUUUGAAGAAGUUCGCCGUUACGCUACA